AUGGCACCCUCAAUCGAUUCAUUCUUUGACAAGAAAAUCGCAGAUCGAUGGGGUCCGACGCGAAAUGAGGCGAAUGCUCUCCGCGAGCUUCUCCGAGGGAACAUCAACCAUGAGGAAGCAGCUACGAAGUUUACAAGCGAUAUUGCUGCAUCUCGCACCGCUGAUGUAGCCGGUGGAUCUUUAUGGGGUAUAUGGAUGCUGCUCCAGGAGACAGCAAAAAAGUUUCCCGAGCAUCAUGCUGAGUUGGUCAAAUUGGUAGAUGCUAUUCGGCAACUUCCAGACCUCGUAAUCAAGGGAGAAACAGCUAUUAAGUGGCCUGAACUUCCGAAGCUGGCAGAAGUAUGGGGAGAGAAUGUCUAUGAUCGGGACGAAUUGGCUUAUUCCGAAGAUCAUAUUGCAGUGACCGCAUUCACGGCCCAGCUUUGUGCCCGACAGCUUGUCGAUGCCAACGAUUUUCUGUCAUGGGCAGUAAGGGAUUUUUAUGCUGCUUUCGAGCAGACUCCGGCAGAAGCUACUAACGUUAAGGGUGAGAGCGUUCGGUUAUUGAAUGUCAAUGUACCUAUUGCGGCACAAUGGAUCUUGCAUGCUGGAGAGGUAAUUUACAACUGCGAAGAGAGCUUUAAUCUCGAGUCUAGCGAUGGAUUAUGGACGGGUAUCUCUUGGACCUCUAUUCCAACCGACCUACUCCUUGCUGAGCUAUCAAAAAGACAGCAUGGCCAAGGAAGCUCCGCGCCCGAUACCGAAAAGCCAGCAUGUGGAUCGGGCGAGCGAGGCGCAUACAAUACCGCCCUUCAUGUCUUCGCUUUAUUCCUAAUACUUACACUGAGCACUCUAGCUUGCGGCUUUCCCCUCUUCUCCCGCCAGUCCUCUAAGAGUCGUCGAGCCAAUACGAUCGUAUUCCUCAGCCAACACUUUGGUACAGGCGUCCUACUCGCAACUGCCUUUGUUCACCUUCUUCCGACUGCUUUCCUAUCUCUGACCGAUCCUUGUCUCCCUCAUGCAUUCAGCGAAGGAUAUCAACCUAUGGCGGGGUUGGUAGCUAUGGUCUCAGUUCUGGUUGUUGUGGCGUUGGAAUCGUAUCUGACAACUAGAGGUGCUGGUCAUUCGCAUGGCCAUGCGUGGAACUCGGAGGAUGAAGAACUACAGGAAGAGGACAAGAAUGCCGCGACUAAUGGUGGGUUGUCGGCUAGAAGAGCUGCGAGCCACAGACCGACAGAUAUUACCCUCGGUGAUAUGAGCUCCAGUAGGGGUCUAAUGGCAGAUGUUUCCCCACUUCCAGAAUUUACGCCGAUCGUCGUAUCGCCGCCGAAUAAAAAACAUUUUAACAAUAACGAUGACGGAGAGAAUGAUUCGGAUGAUAACGAUGAAGAAGAUCUCGACCUUAAUCUCAAUGAGCUCGACCCCACUGCGGAAGACGACGCACAACCUCUUGCCCAUCCUAACGGAAGCAACCAUAGAAGACGACAUUCUGAAUCUACCAUAUCUCAAGGCCCGCUAACACCCGAAGAGCAGAAACGACUAAUGCUUCAGUGCAUGUUACUGGAGGCCGGAAUUCUAUUCCAUAGUAUAUUUAUCGGUAUGGCUGUGUCGGUUGCUACAGGACCCCCUUUCGUGGUUUUCCUGAUCGCCAUCGCAUUCCACCAGACCUUUGAAGGCCUCGCCCUUGGAUCUCGUAUAGCGGCGAUUCAAUUCCCCCGAUCAUCUAUACGUCCCUGGCUGAUGGUCUUGGCAUAUGGGCUUACUACUCCCAUCGGUCAGGCUAUCGGGCUUGCUGUGCAUAGGUUGUACGACCCGCGUAGCCAAACAGGUUUGCUCAUGGUCGGCUUUAUGAACGCCAUCUCGAGCGGCCUUCUAUUGUUCGCGGGCUUAGUACAGCUUCUUUCCGAGGAUUUCCUCACCGAGAAGAGUUAUAAGGCAUUGAAAGGGAAGAAGAGAAGAAAUGCUGGCUUAGCUGUAUUGGCAGGUGCUACACUCAUGGCUCUUGUUGGUGCUUUUGCGUAA
Messenger RNA from Daldinia childiae, 2001 nucleotides. RefSeq names its product Zinc-regulated transporter 2. Gene Ontology annotation, biological process: zinc ion transmembrane transport. Gene Ontology annotation, molecular function: zinc ion transmembrane transporter activity. Lineage: Eukaryota; Fungi; Ascomycota; Sordariomycetes; Xylariales; Hypoxylaceae. Gene Ontology annotation, cellular component: plasma membrane. Bases 1 to 2001 code for a protein of 666 amino acids. The transcript is spliced from 6 exons. The record is from RefSeq and is a predicted model, not a curated record.